UUAUUAUUGUUCUGCAUACUCUUGACUUUGAAUGGCAACAGCUGUAAAGCAAGCAAGAAAGUAUGUCCGAUUCUGGUAUUGACACAAACCCACUGGACCGGUCCGACUGGUACUCGUGCAGUACCGUUCAUGUCCAGAGGGGGGCAGCAGUGCGCGUGACCGCGGACACACGCGGAUGUAGAAGGCGAAGAGGAAGAUGCCUUCAUGAAUCGAUAUCCUGGAAUCGGGGCUGGCGCCGCCUCAGUUGGCACAGAAAUGGUUCAUUAAUCUUCAACUUUACAAAACGACAACAACGUGCUGCUGAAGAGCCCGUCUGACUCUCACACCAUCACUGGCGCACAACUGAAAUCAGCCUCUCCUGUCAAAUCCAGCCAAUCCACUGAAGAGCCCUGAAAGCAGCUGCUAUGCUGGGCAGGACAGCCCUGAGCCUGGGUGUUACUGCCCACCGCCUCGGUAAAAAUGUCACUUUCUACAUCAACGAGGUGGCAUCUCCAGUCUCACGGUCUCAGACCCCAACCUCUGAGCAACACAGACCUCUGAUGCUGAUGUUGCCUUGGAUGGGUUCGCGUCCCCAAGCUGUGGCCAAGUAUUGUGAAAUCUACUUCCGCACUGGCUUCGAUGUGCUUGUCGUGGAGACCGAGGUUCAAGAUUUCCUGUGGCCUCGCUGGAGUCUGGAUCGUGGAGGGACGCUGCUGGAAUUGCUCCUGAGUGAACCCUUUGACUCCCGCCCCCUGCUUGUCCAUGCCUUCUCUAUUGGCGGCUUCACAUUUUCUCAGCUGCUGGUGCAUGUUUGCCAGGACGUGCAAAAAUACGAGACGCUCACGCAGAGGAUCAAGGGCCAAGUGUACGAUAGCUUGGUGGUGGGCUCGCUGGAGACGAUGGCCAAAGGUCUUGGUAAGACCGUAUUUCCUCGUUGGGAGACAGCGGUGAAACAACUGAGCCUGUUUUACUUCAGCGUGUUCAGACACCAAACGGUGGACUACUACAACACAGCCAUCGAUGCCUUUUGGAACACUCCCUUCACCGCUCCGGCACUGUUCUUCUUCUGCGAGAAUGAUCCCAUGUCUGACCCCCGAGCUAUGGAGGAAAUUAUUGACCAUUUGCGUAAUCGCGGGAUGGACGUCACAGCGAAGAAGUGGGCCGAUUCAACACACGCAGGUCACCUGAAGAGGCACCAACAAGAGUAUCUGACAACCCUUGACAUGUUCCUACACUCACUCCGGUUGGCCCCGCUGAAGGCCAAGAUGUAAUGUCCAACUUAAUGACAUAAGCUUGACUUAGCUUGUUUUUUAUUUAACCUACAACAUUUGUAAGCCUACAGUAUGUUAUUGCAGUGGUGAUAUUUAACUUUGGGAAAAUCCAGUAAUUCAGUUUUUGCACAAAAUACGGUACUUAGUGCUGGGCGGUAUACCGGUUCACACCGAACAUCGGUGUAUAUUUUCAUUAUGAUACGAAUUUUUAAUAUACCCACAUAUUGGUGUAUUUGAUUACACAGGGUUCAGAAUGCUACGCUGUGCCGGGAGACCAGACCCUUUUCAAUUGCGCUUCUAAAAAGUCAUGGUGCGACUGCGAGGCGUGGUGAGGGUAAACAGUAGUGCUCUGGUGUUACGUUAAGGUGAAGAUGGCUGAGAUAGACAUAGCAGGUCAUGACUCCAUCCACGGAUAUCGAGAUCUGGAGCAACUGGAAAGCCGCUGUUCCUGUAGCUGUCAGCUUGUUGUUGUAGCAACAAUCUACUAACGGUCGCUUCUUUCAAAUUAAAAGCCUCCCACUAGGAAUCCAGUUCUAAACUUCAGUGGGGUGCAAUGUAAAGCUCUUAUUUUGAAGAUAAAUACGACCUGCUUCCUGUUAGCUAACGCGAGGUUCUCCGCUGCACUCUUCCUUUUAAUAGCAGGGGUUAAACAUCGGCGUGUGUUUGACAGAGGAGGCGUGAAUAAGGGCCUCGGGUCUAUAAUUAAGUAAACCUAUCAAGUGUUGGCAUAUUUGUUCUGAUGCAUAUGUUGUACGUCACUGUUGACGCCCAACUUUGUGCUUCAAGUCACAUCACAUGUUAAUGCCUACACCAGUGGCGGCUUUUUGGGAAAGAAGAAAUAUCAAACCUCCCUUUUAGACAGACAGGGCGGCAGAGUGCAGCCUUUACCUUACAGCAAAUGUGCCGCCUUUUCUGUCUAAAAGGAGCCAGUAAUUCCUCUCUCAACCAGUAGAAAAUACUGUGGACAGCUGAUUAGGCAUGAAAAGAAAAAUAUCGUCAUAUACUGUGAAACCGAAAAAUACCAUUAUCUACAUAUUUUGUCAUACCGCCCAGCACUAAUGGUACUUGAUGUUGAUGGAGUAACGUUACACUCAGUUUUUAGUUCAGUUGCGUUUAGUUGCUAAAAUGACUCAGGUGGGACAUACUGAGAAUACAUCAAAGUGGACAGUAAAAUGAUCUUCACUGUCAUGUUAUUUUAGUGAGGUACGGAUGAAGACUAAUGACGCGAUGUGGCUGCCUUUCUGCGUGUGCCUGACAACAGUUUUGAAGCCUCAGGGAUUUAAACUUUGGAAUCACAGUGACAUCUGGUGGUGUUCACAACUUAAAGCAGCCCUUCAAGACUAGAGCCAGAAACACUAGAACGCUGGACAAGUUUCAGUGUCAUUAUUGAAUCAUGCUUUGGUUUACAAGCGCUGCAGCAAAUGCACAUGUUAUUGCAGUAAAAAUUAUUAUUCAAUGCAAAGUGAGUAUAUCCUGACAGGGUUUGGGUUUCCUCAUGUGUUUGUCAGGGGCCACACUACUGUUAGUGUACACUACACUAGGUGUAGUAGAUUUAACUUUUUUUUCGUGCGGUUGAUUAUACUCUUAUCUGAGGAAAUGAAGUAACCGAAUUGAGGAUUUUAUCAAGAUAGUUAUUGAAGUUGUACAUUUACAUCUUCCACACAGUCAUUGUGACUGUGAAAAUAAUACCUCGCAUGUUAACUUGUGAAACCUGCCAGUGAAUUCUGCAGCGUUCAGACACUGUGCAUGCACAUACACAGGCUUUCAGUAUGAAACAAAACAUAAAACCAACAAUAGGGCCCACUUCUUAGGACCACUACUUUUAAUGGUCCACCAGUAUGAACGAAACACCGUCUGAUAGCAACACAUCCACAUCAUAUUACCUCUUGAGACAGACAACACAAUGAGCCUCAUUUGUAAGUGUGUACGAAUGAAUGGUGUUUUCACAAACUACCAAAGAAUGAAGUAACUUGAAAACUGCUGCUGUCUCAGUAAUUACCUUUGUUUAACCUUAACAAUUGAAACAAAUGUCAAUUGAUGGUGAUUGUUGAACAUGAAAAUGUGCCUCUUAUACUGCUGAUAAAACUUUGUGUCUCAUAACUUUGUGCAAUUAAAAUACAUUUUUUUUUAUUGAUAUUUACUUUAAUGUGGUUUGUGAAUAAAUGUGAAGGCAUCUUG
Messenger RNA from Acanthopagrus latus (yellowfin seabream), 3428 nucleotides. RefSeq lists its product as uncharacterized. NCBI's taxonomy places the organism in Eukaryota, Metazoa, Chordata, Actinopteri, Spariformes, Sparidae. Bases 405 to 1250 code for a protein of 281 amino acids. Gene Ontology annotation, molecular function: serine hydrolase activity. The record is from RefSeq and is a predicted model, not a curated record. The transcript has 4 exons.